AUGAAUUUGGAAGGGGUGGGUGAUGAAGUAAGAUGUCGUGCUUUUCCCGUAACAUUAGCAGAGCCGACAAUUCACUGGUUCAACGCUCUCCUCCAUGGCUCCGUGACAACCUUUGCUGACAUAACCCGUGCCUUCCUGGCUCAAUUCUCCACGCGCAUCGCCAAAGCGAAGCACCCAAUCAACUUGCUAUGGGUGACGCAGAGGAGCGAGGAACCGACCAGGAAAUAUCUCGAUAGAUUCAAUGAUGAAUGCUUGGAGAUUGAUAACCUAACCGACUCGGUGGCCAGUUUAUGCUUGACGAACGAGUUACUGAACGAAGAUUUCAGAAAGCACCUUACCACUAAGCCCGUAUGGACGAUGAAAGAAAUACAAAAUGUGGCUAGGGAGUAUAUCAACGAUGAGGAGCCCGGAGGUGGAGAAAGAACUAGGGAGCAUUCCAAGGACGGAGCGCCAGCUAAAGCUUUCAAGCCUUUUCCCCUGGUAGGGAAGUUCACCAACUACACCCCCCUGGCAGCCUCAAUUGUCGAAGUCUACCAGCAGAUUGCCGACAAAGGCAUCCUAUCGAAGCCCCAACAACUCAAGGAUAGAACUAGAGGGAACAAAAACCUCUACUGCGACAACCACAAGGGCUUCAGUCACAAGACCCAAGAUUGUUUCGUUUUGAAAGAUGCUCUGGAGCAGGCGAUCCGAGAAGGCAAGUUGGCAGAAUUCUCACACCUCAUAAGAGAACCGAGGAGGCGGGAUAGUGACCGAUCUGGCGACAUCAAGGGCCGCGCCGUGAGGCAGGAACCCGAGGAGGACAGUGAACGCGGCCUAGCAAUUGUGAACGUUGUAUUUGGUAGGGACGUUGCCUUCAGAUCACAGUUGGCAUGCAAGAAAGAUGCCAAGGUUUUGGCCGUGUCAUCGUCGGUCCCCGCGCCCUGCCUCAGGAGGAUCCCAUCGAUAUUGUUUGGACCAGAGGAUCAAUGGUUCGACGAUCUACCAGAGAACUCUCCUAUGGUGAUCACCGUAAGAGUGGGAACCGGCCUAGUCAAACAAAUCCUCGUUGACACCAGAGCCGAUUCGAACAUCAUGUUUUGUAAUGUGUUUGAUGCUCUGGGCCUCCAAGACACCAACCUGAGAACCCACCAGCACGGUGUGGUCGGCUUAGGUGAUAACUUUAUCAAGCCUGAUGAGGUAGUCUCCCUACCGGUCUCUAUAGGAGGAGGUCGAGGGAAGAAGUCAGUAAUGGCGGAAUUCAUGGUCCUGAGAGACUUCACAGCCUACAACCUCAUCUUGGGAAUAAAAACUGUCAAUGAGUUCGGAACAGUGAUUUGUACAAAGCUAUUGAUGAUGAAGUUUGUUGCUGACGAUUGGUUGGUUGGAUCCAUCAGGGGAGAUUUGGAAACGGCGAUCGCGUGUGACAACGCCAGUCUCUCCCUAAGAAGGAAAUCCAAAGAGGCAUCCGGGGUCUUCCUAGCCGAUCUAGAUGCCAGGGUCGACGACAAGCCCAGGCCAGAACCCGAAGGGGACCUCGAGAAGUUCAGGGUUGGCGAUUUGGAAGAAAAGUUCAACUUCGUGAACAGAAACCUCCCUCAUAACCUAAAAGAACCUUUGGAAGAAAUGAUCAGAGCCAAUGCGAUCUGUUUGCCUGGACACCGGUCGACAUGCCAGGGAUCGACCCCCAGUUCAUGUCACACCACCUAG
Messenger RNA from Arachis stenosperma, 1686 nucleotides. RefSeq lists its product as uncharacterized. The transcript is spliced from 2 exons. NCBI's taxonomy places the organism in Eukaryota, Viridiplantae, Streptophyta, Magnoliopsida, Fabales, Fabaceae. The record is from RefSeq and is a predicted model, not a curated record. Bases 1 to 1686 code for a protein of 561 amino acids.